Tachysurus vachellii is the source of this 4289-nucleotide messenger RNA. RefSeq names its product angiomotin like 1 (gene amotl1). Gene Ontology annotation, cellular component: cytoplasmic vesicle; plasma membrane; bicellular tight junction. Bases 193 to 2961 code for a protein of 922 amino acids. Gene Ontology annotation, biological process: actin cytoskeleton organization; regulation of cell migration; establishment of cell polarity involved in ameboidal cell migration. The record is from RefSeq and is a predicted model, not a curated record. Gene Ontology annotation, molecular function: protein binding. The transcript has 12 exons. NCBI's taxonomy places the organism in Eukaryota, Metazoa, Chordata, Actinopteri, Siluriformes, Bagridae.
AGAGAGAGAGAGAGAGAGAGAUUUGCAAACAUGGCUCCUCUGAUUUAGUUUACCAAAUGUUAUAAACUCUUUAAACGUAAGUCCGGCUAUCAUUUCUAUCACCCUUUUCGUUGCCAUCAUCGUCAUCACCAUCACCAUCAUCAUCAUCAUCAUCAUCAUCAUCAUCAUCAUCCCUUCAGACUGGAUGAGAAAAUGGACCCUAUUGAUCAUUGGAUACCUGAUGAUGUCGCUCAAUGGCUUGAUCACAUCGGAAUCCACCAGCACCAGUCUUCUAUCGACAUGCUUUAUGGUGAGGUCACUCAGGUGUUCUCAGGCUCCAUCAUGCACAACAGUUCGGAUGAUGCUGUUGUUGUUUCUGGACCAGUUCUGCAACGCCUGAUGCAGGAAAAUCUGCGCUAUGGUAACGAUGUCGGUCCAGAGAACCAGGCUAUGACAUUGCCUGGCAACCCCACCUCAGCUGAGAUUGUGCUCCCAGAGACACAGCCCCGACAGGAGCCGCAGGGUCAGGAGCAUCAGGUGGACAACAGCUCCAUGGAAAAGAACGCCAAAGGAGCACAAAACACAGCAGCGAGCAUACAGAUGACUCUUGAUAUCCCUGGGAUUGGAGCAUUAGAGCUUCCCUCAUAUGAGGAGGCUAAAUCGCAGUCUCAGCUUUACAGAGGUCAACAGGGUCAAAACGAAGAGCAGAAUGUGGUCUACACACACUUAAAUGUUCAUAACACAGGAAACACACUCACACACCCAAGUCACACAUAUACAAGUCUGAAGAACACUAACCAGGCAUUCAGCAAUCCAAAUCCUGACCAGAACACGCAGACUCAGUUGAGUUUACAGCCCAAUGAACACAUCCCCACCAGCACUAGCUCUUGUCCUCCGUCUCUCUCCUCAGCUCCCUCGCUGUCCUCCUUUGCUCGUGCUGAAGGUCGUUCAUGGGUCCAGCGAGGGUUUAUGGGAGUGGAUGAAGGCUUAGCAGGGCUUGAACAGGGUCAUGUCCGGUCCCUCAGUGAGCGCAUCAUGCAACUCAGUUUGGAACGAAAUGGAGCAAGGCAGCCUAGAGAGAUGGUUCCUAACAGCAAAGAGCAAAUGGCGACAUCUAUUUCCCCAUCUAGCAAAACUGCCACCCCUCCACCACCUAAAGGAUCUCUAGAUCCUCGUGGUCCUCCUCCUGAAUAUCCUUUCAAAACCAAAGCUCAGUCAAUGUACCCAAGUAGUAUAAGCCCUGGUCCACUAUCACUAGAACAAACCACACACUCUUUUGAAGCUCCUUUGGGACAGAUCUCCAGUCUAAUGCCCCCUGUCAUACUACAGACUGGAUCAGGCACACGUUUACCCCCACAGGGACAGAUCGUACCUGGUGAGGCAUUUUCAACUAUGAGCCACGCUCAACAUAUGGUGACAUUCCUCAGUGAAGAAAACCAGAGACUCAGACAGGAGCUGCUUAUCCAGACCGAGAAAAUGGGCAAAUUACAACGGUUGGAGGCUGAAGUCCAACGUCUCUCAGAUGCCUAUGAGAAUCUGGUAAGAAGCUCAUCAAAGCGGGAAACUCUGGACAAAACAAUGAAAGUGAAACUGGAGGGGGAAAUCAGACGUCUGCACGACUUCAAUCGAGAUCUGAGAGAUCGCUUGGAAACAGCGAACCGCAAGCUGGCAAACCAAGAUGAAGAAGGGCAGGAGGAUAGCCACGAUUACCUCUCAGAGAGAAGGGAGAGUUUAAAGGCGAUGGAGAGGCUGGAGACGGAAGCGGAGUCUUUUCGUUCCGCUAAUGAGGAUCAGCGACGUCACAUUGAGAUUUUAGAACAAGCUCUGAACAACGCUCAGAGCAAAGUGGUCAGGCUGGAGGAGGAGUUGGGGAGGAAAUGUGUGUAUGUGGAGCGCGUGGAGCGUCUACAGCAAGCUCUGGCACAGCUACAGGCUGCAUGCGAGAAACGAGAGCAGCUGGAGAAACGCCUGAGGACACGUCUAGAGAGAGAGCUGGAAACACUAAGAUCACAACAGCGUUCUGGCGUAGGUGUGUGUGAGUCCAGUGCCCCGGCCCUGCUGGACCUGCUGAGAGAGAGAGAAGAGAGGAUUCUGGGAUUGGAGGCAGACAGGAUGCGCUGGGAACAGAAAUAUUUAGAGGAGAGUGCAAUGAGGCAGUUUGCCAUGGAGGCAGCGGCUACAGCGGCUGCCCAGAGGGACACAACCAUUAUUCAGCAUUCUCGCAGUGGCAGCUACAGUGAUGCUUGUCUGUGGCCUCAUGAUGAAGAAGAUAAAACAUACAACCGCUGCUGUCAGGACAUAGAGACCAGGAUGAAAGAUCUCCAUGCUCAGCUGUUGGAGAAAAUCGCAAUGAUUAAAGUGUUGCAACACCGUUCACGUCGAGACUCUGCCCCACUGCGUCCUGCCCGUUCUGUCCCCUCCAUCACCGUAGCAACGGGCGUGCAUUCGCGCCAGGCCUCACAGACUGAAAGUGUACUGCUGGGAAAAGAAAACACUGACCAUCUUUCUCCAUCAAUGCCCUCCUUCACAGCCUCACUGUCAUCCCUCGUUCCAUCACUCUCCUCUUCUCUCCCUUCCUCCUUUACUCCUCUAUCUGUCUCCACUCUCCAUCCCUCAUCAGUAAUGGCCUCCUCUUCACUUCCACUUGCCUCGUCUUCUUCGCUUUUCUUGUCCUCCUCAGCCACUCUUAACCUUCCCACCACACUCUCUCACUCCCUUCCUCCACUGCCCCCAACUGUCUCCUCCUCUCUUCCUUCUACUCCUGUUUUAUCACUCCAUUCUAAAUCAGCUAGCAGAGACAGCAGCACGCAAACAGGGAGGAGUCCAGAGAGUGUCAAAGUCAUGCCCCCUACAGGCCGAGGGAGAACAACAAGAAUGGACUGGCCAACCACUCAGAUGAAGUCUCCUGAGAGUCGAGUCCUCCAAACAGCAGUGCAGGUGAUCAGACCGGCCGACACGGACCUGCUGGAGAUUCUGAUCUAACACACAUUUACAGACUGAAUGCAGUCUCGACACUGGAGCAGAGAGACAGACAGAGCAAGAGACAGCAGAAGGGCAGGCAGAGACGGAGAGGUAGAUAGAUAGUUUGAGGCUCAGCUGCACCAUUUUGAAUGAGUCAGUGCUCCUUGUAGAAAGAUUUGUGUUGAUAUUAUACAUAUAUAUUUUGUGUAUAAGGACACUACUGUUUGUCCUGUUUACCCCAAACUCAAUUUUACUGAGAGUGUGUAAAUGAGAGGAUACGAUGAAACCACAGUUCAUUUGUUUGUGUAUCACACAGUAAAUUGUGAACAGAAGUUGUGAGUGGAGAACUGAAGAAACGUUGAUUUUCUUUGUUUAUGGCGAUCAGUCGCAGCGUGUAACGUGUUUUCCAGACACAGCUCACAGCACAUAGUGAGGUUCUCAAAUCUUAAUUAAAGGCCACACUCACAGAAAGCUGGGAGCACAAAGAAAGUGGAAGUUAUAGAAAUAUUUAAUAAUAUAUAAUAUUAAUAAUAAUAAGCAAGCGCUGAAACCUCCAUCAGCUGAGGCUUUUGUUUGAUGCUCUAACUAACCCAUACUCCAUUUAUACACGGCCAUUUCUUUUAUCAUAAUUAACUGAUUCCUUUUAUUUGUCUUACAUGGAUGUGUGUUGACUUGAUUUCUUUAUUUUUUAUACUCUUUAAUUAUUGCCAAUAAAAAAAGCAGCUGCUUUUCUCUUAAUGUUCUGGAUGCUCUUAGGACCUGGUCUAGUGAAGUAGCAUGAGGAUGUGUUUCUGAUCAAGACUCCAAAGCUCUUUUUUAAUUGGCUCGGGGUAAGGGCCAUAAAACCAUUCAUAUUCAGCUCAAUUAAAAAACGCCCAGUUCAUAUGCAGUUAGUUCCUUUCCUUUAAGGAAGGAUUUAAGAGCAUGUGGUGCAGCCAUGUCUAGGUCACACUGACAGAGAGAGUGAAAGUGGUACUAAUGAAACAGAAGAAAAGGAAAGCUGAGAGUGGAGAAAAAGUCAAUGAGGUGAGUGAGUAUAAUACGUGAUAUAAAGGUGUGUGAGCCUAAAGGAUAAAAGCCAGUGUGUAAGUCAGUGGAGCUUCAAUCUGGUUAAUGAUGUGUCUGGUAAAAACACUCCACCUUUUCUCUAGCAUUUCUACACAUCUUUCUAGAAAAACAAAAAAAGUUUUUAUAUUGCGCUAAAUCUCUGUUGCUUUCAUGUAAAAUGUGAUAUUAGCUUGAGUUGAUAAUCAUAUGGAAAUGUAAUAUCUCCUACUGAAGCGCUGAGAUGUUUAUGUGGUUCCUCAUCUGUUCUCUGGAAUACAUAAUGCAAUAAAAUCGUGCCUUAA